Molecule: messenger RNA, 506 nt
Organism: Octodon degus (degu)
Lineage: Eukaryota; Metazoa; Chordata; Mammalia; Rodentia; Octodontidae
Gene: Lsm5
Product: LSM5 homolog, U6 small nuclear RNA and mRNA degradation associated
Exons: 5
Coding region: 32-307 (91 amino acids)
Biological process (GO): mRNA splicing, via spliceosome
Cellular component (GO): U4/U6 x U5 tri-snRNP complex; U6 snRNP; Lsm1-7-Pat1 complex
Molecular function (GO): RNA binding
Source: RefSeq, a predicted model, not a curated record
UCGAUGGACGGAGGCCACUUCCGGGAUCGUGAUGGCGGCCAACGCGACUACCAACCCGUCGCAGCUCUUGCCGCUAGAGCUGGUGGACAAAUGUAUAGGAUCAAGAAUUCACAUUGUCAUGAAGAGUGAUAAGGAAAUUGUUGGCACUCUUUUAGGGUUUGAUGACUUUGUCAAUAUGGUGCUGGAAGAUGUCACUGAAUUUGAGAUCACGCCAGAAGGAAGACGGAUUACUAAAUUAGAUCAAAUCUUACUAAAUGGAAAUAAUAUAACCAUGCUAGUUCCUGGAGGAGAGGGACCAGAAGUAUGAGUGGAUUUUCGUAUAGAUUCCGUUUUGUCUUAUAAUGGCACGAAAAUAGAUUUUGUUUUAACUUUUUAAUGUUUAGAUUCUAUAAAGCUAAGUUUCCCGUUAAAGGGAAAUACUGUGAAGAUGUAUCAUAUACAUAUUUUUCUGGUUUCUCUUCAGAUCGUAUAAAUCUUUUGCCUUUUACUAAGUUAAUCAUGAUUAU